This is a messenger RNA of Gastrolobium bilobum, 1665 nucleotides long. RefSeq names its product probable protein phosphatase 2C 54. Gene Ontology annotation, molecular function: protein serine/threonine phosphatase activity; cation binding. The record is from RefSeq and is a predicted model, not a curated record. The coding region runs from base 162 to 1295 and encodes 377 amino acids. Gene Ontology annotation, biological process: protein dephosphorylation. Lineage: Eukaryota; Viridiplantae; Streptophyta; Magnoliopsida; Fabales; Fabaceae. The transcript is spliced from 4 exons.
AGAAUCUUCUUUUCUCUCUCUUUAUGUCUCUUUAGUUUAAGCCACAAACUUUCAUCAAGUCUCUUACAUGUGCGAGUUGUUUGUGACUUUUACUUUGUGAUUUCAAUGGCUGCAACUGCAACUGCUAGUUGCUGAGAAGGUACUACUUGCAAAACCUCACCAUGUGUGUGCAGGACGGUGAGCAAGUUGCUCAAGAUAUGGAGAAUCUUGAUAACAGAAGGAUGUCAUGGCCUCUGCAUUGUGAUCUCUUGCAUGCCAACCGCGAAAAAGCCUCUUCUUUUAGAACCCCCACUGAUCAGAUGACUUCUGAAAAUUGCGUCCCUAUGGAAAGCAUAUGUGAGGAUACAGAGUUUGCAGACAAAAAACAGAACCUGAUGAACUUUGUCCCUUCUCUUCGGUCUGGAGAGUGGUCUCAUAUUGGAGAACGCCCUUACAUGGAGGAUACCCACAUUUGCAUUGGAGACUUGGCGAAGAAAUUUGGUUAUGAUGUUCACAGUGAGGAAGCUGUUUCGCUUUAUGGUGUAUUUGAUGGACAUGGAGGGAAGAGUGCUGCGCAAUUUGUUCGUGAUCAUCUGCCGAGGGUGAUUGUUGAAGAUGCUGACUUUCCUUUGGAACUUGAGAAGGUGGUCACAAAAUCAUUUUUGAAGACAGAUGCAGAGUUUGAAAAAACAUGCUCUAUUGAGUCUUCCCAGUCUUCUGGUACAACUGCACUGACUGCAAUUAUAUUUGGAAGGUCUUUACUUGUAGCCAAUGCUGGAGACUGCAGGGCAGUGUUGUCCCGUUGUGGAGUGGCUAUAGAAAUGUCCAAAGAUCAUAGGCCCUUGUGUAUUAAAGAAAGGAUGCGGAUUGAGUCCCUUGGUGGAUUCAUUGAUGAUGGUUACCUGAAUGGCCAGUUAGGAGUUACACGUGCUCUUGGUGACUGGCAUCUUGAAGGAAUGAAGGGAAUGAGUGGAAGAGUUGGACCACUGAGUGCUGAGCCUGAACUUAAAUUGAUCACAUUAACCAAAGAAGAUGAGUUCUUGAUAAUUGGCAGUGAUGGAAUCUGGGAUGUUUUUCGUAGCCAAAAUGCUGUAGAUUAUGCUCGGAGGAGGCUUCAAGAGCAUAAUGAUGUGAAACAGUGUUGCAAGGAACUAAUAGGGGAAGCAAUGAAGAGAGGAGCAACUGACAACUUGACAGUGGUGAUGGUAUGUUUUCACUCAGAUCCACCACCACCUGUGGUUGUUGAAAGGCCUAGAGUCAGGAGAAGCAUAUCUGCUGAGGGACUUCAGAGUCUUAAAUACCUGCUUCAAGGAUAGAACAUUCUUGUCUGCAACUGCAACACUAGCUGUGACUAUGUACAUAAAUUCAUCUAUCACACAGAAAAUGCCUUCCUGCUUCCUCUGGUUGCUGAUCCCUGAGAGAGCAAUAAGCAUACUUAGGUGCCAAAUUCUAAUAAAAUGCAUAUCAUCGUAUAAUUGAGAGUGCAACUGAUUAGAGGAUAUGAAUGAUGUAUACCUGGGGCAUUGUGAUUUAUGCACACAAUAUUGUGGCAUUUUACUCUUUAUUUUUCAUUGAUUUUAAUUUUGUUUAACGGUCAAGCUCCUCAUAGCAGAUGGACUUAACACACGCAUUUUUCUUGUUAGCUACAGAAGCUCCAAGAUGCCUCCAAAAUGUGUGAACUUUUUU